ACAUAAUCCAAUUUUCAAAUUCAACGACUUAUUCUGAAAGUUGAUGCUUAAGCCAGAGUUCGCCGAGAACGGAAAAAUUAGCACUCCAUUCAGAUUGUCGGAAAAAGUAUAAAAAUUAGAAAAUAUAAUCAGAUAGGAAUCAACUAAUUCACUGUGAUCAGACGAUAUUUCACAAAAAUUGUGGAAAUUUGGUAAAAAAGUGAUAAAAAGGGCGGCAAAAAUGGCUAAAGGGCAAGCAAAGAAAACAGUUAGUACCAAGAGCCAUGCGAUUGAAAAGAUAAUCAAGUCACGGAGCAGUGGAAAUAGCUUGGAAUAUUUUAUUAAAUGGAAAGAUUCUCCGGAUGCAGAAAACUCAUGGGAAUCUGUGAACGAUUUAUUUUCGUUGAAAAAAACAGUAAACGCGUCAGAGGUUGUCAUGUUUCAGGAUUCUCCACCAGAAAAAAUAAAUUCCACUGCAAUGGAAUCAGAUGAGGCAACACGUAAACGGUCUGUUGGAACAAAAACGGUAACUAAAACUACCACAACAACGCGAAACAAAUCGAAGACACCAUUACAAAACCAAGAAGUUGAUCGGGUUGAAAAUUUACGCAAACGCAACAACAAACAUGAAUACUUGGUCAAAUGGAAAAGCAGCGACCAAGAUGACGAGCAACAAGAAGAAUGGAUAAGCCGUGACACAAUGAUCGCCAAUCAUGCAAAAAGUGUCAUUGCAUUUUUUGAACGCAUCACUUCGUUCAAAACGGCAGACAACUGAAAUGUUACACAACAUCGAUUUAAAGUCGACCAAAACCACAAUGAUUCACCACAUGACAAUAUCACAAAUUUGACAGUAUUACUAUUUUUAUUUAACAGUUUUCAGAAAUGUAAUGAUUUGAUUUAACUAAUGAUAACUAUUUUACUGUAUUUACGGUACUUUCUCAAGUGAAUAAUAAUGAAUUAGUAGUAGAAAAAGCCAUUAAACAUAUUCGGUGAAUAUCAAAAAGGCAUCAAGCUCAGUAGGGUUUCUUAUAUAUUUUUUGUUUGAAUUUCUUUUUCCCGACGAUUAUAAAAUAAAAUCCAUAAAAAAAUCAUAAAAAACA
Contarinia nasturtii (swede midge) is the source of this 1079-nucleotide messenger RNA. RefSeq names its product heterochromatin protein 1-like. The transcript is spliced from 2 exons. Bases 221 to 754 code for a protein of 177 amino acids. Gene Ontology annotation, molecular function: chromatin binding. Gene Ontology annotation, biological process: negative regulation of transcription by RNA polymerase II; chromatin organization. The record is from RefSeq and is a predicted model, not a curated record. Gene Ontology annotation, cellular component: pericentric heterochromatin. NCBI's taxonomy places the organism in Eukaryota, Metazoa, Arthropoda, Insecta, Diptera, Cecidomyiidae.